This is a messenger RNA of Sclerotinia trifoliorum, 1845 nucleotides long. The record is from the annotation of a GenBank genome assembly. NCBI's taxonomy places the organism in Eukaryota, Fungi, Ascomycota, Leotiomycetes, Helotiales, Sclerotiniaceae.
UUCUUUACAAUUCAGUCUACGAUAACUAAAAAGAAUUCAUCAUCCAAAAUUUAAUCUCAAACCCAAGGUGUGUAUCUAUAAAGAUGGCCCAUGCAUCCAUUCUCCGACGCGGCGACGAAGCGAACCAAUCACAAUGAGAUUUAUGAACGAAACGAACGGGACAUAGGGAUUUGAAGAAGCUAGGAGAAGCAGCUUAUAUGUUGGACAUUUAUUCAACUCAUUAUGGCUCCGACGUACAGAGAUCAUUAUUUUGGUCACAGUGUUGUAAGUGUUUUCUUCUUUGUACUUUGGUUUAGUUUGGUUUUUUUGCUGGUGGAGUUUACGUUGCUCGAGAGGUUGUGGUGGUUCAGGGCGGGUUUGGAGGGAUGAGGUUUGGUUGUUAGGAGAUGGGUUGGUUCGGAUUGGGAAAUGGAGUUCCGUGGUACUGCGAGAGAUGAGAUGGGGCAAACUGAGUAUUUUUGCUUGCUUUUCUCCUAGAUUUGAAAAUCGUAUGGAACGAGACUCAAUAGAUGGCUCUUCGAAGAUUCAGUGAUCUUAGGUUGUUGAGGUUUAUUUACACCUUUUUUUGUCUUGUUUCUUGCUUUAGAAAUCAGCGUGAUUCUAAAAUAUAUCAACGGGGUGAGGCAUGCCCAAACUUUCGGCCAAGAUUGUGGAGCUAGAGUUGAACAACUGAAGAAGUCUUCUGGAGGCAUGACUCCCCACUUCCUACGAACUAUGUAGCCCUAGCUUGGAGACCUACAGCUAAUCCUAUUAUCUGAAUUUAUUUCCUCUCCUUUGACUAGCAUCUAAAUCUUCCGUAUCAAACAACAACUAACACACCAUCUCAGCCAUCCAUCAAAGAUUGUCACUGGUGCCAACUCCGCAGCUUCUCCAAUGCCGACGAAUACCCAAUUUCCAUCGUCUGUAAAGACGAAAAUCUAACUCUCCCUGGUGACUUCACCUUCAUCCAGAAGUCCAUUCUUCGAGAAGGAGUAUCCCGAGCUGAUCCUGAAUUUCGAGUGGGCUGCGAAUGCAAAAAUAAUUGCCAUGGAAUCACUUGUCACUGUCUACAAGAUUCCGAAGUCGAUCUACCAGAUCAUAACGUCUACGCCUAUCAAGCAGGGGGUAAUAGCGAAGGAUGUUUGAAAGAACGGCUUUUGAGUAGCAAAGCGCCUAUCUAUGAGUGUCAUGAAGCUUGCGCUUGUGAUAAGACUUGUGAUAAUCGAAUUGUUGCGAGAGGAAGACGUGUACCAUUACAAGUUUUUCGCACAGAAACCCGUGGUUGGGGUAUGCAUCUCCUCUUUUCUCCCAAUAUCAAAUUGAACAAUCUAACAAAUCCUAGGUGUUCAAAGCAAGGUUCCCAUCAAAGCAGGUGCAUUCAUAGAUUGCUACAUUGGCGAAAUAAUCACAUCUCAAGAAGCUGAAAGGCGUCGCGAUAAUGCAAUCAUCAGUAAGAGAAAAGAUCUCUACCUAUUCAACAUUGAUAAGUUCACCGACCCAGAUAGUCUCGAUGAGACUUUACGUGGUGAUCCAUAUGUUAUCGAUGGAGAAUUUUUCUCGGGACCUAGUCGUUUCUUCAAUCACUCCUGCGAACCUAAUAUGAAUAUCUUUGCUCGUGUGGGGGAUUACUCUGAGAAGAAUCUUCAUGAUUUGGCUUUCUUUGCGUCGGAGGAUAUUCGACCCAUGACGGAACUUACUUUUGAUUAUGUUGAUGGUCAUGAUAAUGGAGAGGAGGGAAGUGAGAAAUGUUUAUGUGGAACCAAGUCUUGUAGAGGUUGGCUUUGGUAGUUUUUGGUGAUGAAUAGUAGCGAUACACGGAAAGAUAAUCUAUACAUAGCAAUGAUACCCAGUUUUGAUUUAGCAUGA